Messenger RNA from Aspergillus uvarum CBS 121591, 3239 nucleotides. RefSeq names its product tetratricopeptide repeat protein. Gene Ontology annotation, molecular function: protein binding. The record is from RefSeq and is a predicted model, not a curated record. The coding region runs from base 111 to 3182 and encodes 1023 amino acids. NCBI's taxonomy places the organism in Eukaryota, Fungi, Ascomycota, Eurotiomycetes, Eurotiales, Aspergillaceae. The transcript is spliced from 2 exons.
CGCUGCUCAAGGCGCUACAGGUUCUCGCAUGGCAGAUCGCUAAAGCGGACAUUGUCUACCGAAAGGAUCUCAGCUCAGUGCAGACAGCCAGUGUUCAUCAAAUUGGAAGCAUGUGCAAUAUCUUGUUCGGUAGAUCCUCCAAGAGCGACUUGACCGCCUACCUCCUGCUCGACGGGAUAGAGCAAAUGGACAAACAACAUAUGAAGCAGUUCUUGCACGUCCUCGACGAAUGGCAAAGCAGCCCGCAGGGUUGGUCCAGAUUCACAUUGCGGAUUCUUUUGACAGGUCGGACAGAGAUCAUGCGCCGAGUCAAGGACCAGCUCGGAGAUGGAAUUUCGGUCAUCGACAUUGCAUCGAAAAAUCGUGAUGAUAUACUCAAAUUCAUCACCAGCCGAAUGAACAAGAUAGAUGUUCUCAGUGGCGCAACUGACCAGGUAAACUCUCUGCGUGAAGAAAUUCUCAACGGUCUCGCGAAGCGUACAGAUGGCGAUUUCAUCAACAUCGGACUACUCUUGGACGAAAUCAGCACCAAGCAGCGUCCCGGCGAGAUCAGAAACAUCAUUGCUCGCUCCGGAGAAAAUAGGUCCGAUACAAUCGCGCGCACAAUUGCGACUCUUAACGAUACUCUCAGCGACGAGGACAUCUCUGACUUGAUUGAGCUCCUUACUUGGGUCAUUUUUGCAUCACGUCCUCUCGGUGCCAAUGAGUUAGAAGCUGUUCUUUUCCUUAAGACCGGCGAAGCGUCUCUGCGGCCUUUGAUAGAGAAGUUGCGGGGUCCGUAUUCAUCACUCUUUCACAUUGCUGCCGCCAGAGUUCAUUUCGCGUCUGAAUCUAUCGCGGACUUUCUCCUCCAAUCCUCGACUCCAAACGACCCCAAUGAGACCCCGCGAGAUGCCGGCGAUGUCAGUGAAAGCGAGGUGCGAAUUGUCCGCCGGUUUCUAAAGUCGGUCUGCGACCCGGCCCUGUUCGCAAAAUUCGAAUUUGAUGAGUUUUUCCAACGAAAGCUCAAAGGAAAAACUGUCCGAAUUGCGGUGGAUUCAGAGUUGGCGCAUCUGAAGCUCGCAUCAGCAUGUCUGGAGGUUAUCUGCUCAUGUGACUCGCCAAAUCUCAAUCCAUUGCUUGAUUACGCAGUCCAGUUCUUUGGGAAACAUUUGGCGCUGGCGGAUCCGGCUUUAACGCUUCCUCGACACAAGAUUGCUUUGGGCCCGCUGCUGGUCAAGGUCUUUACGGACGAAGAGGUUAUAGACCGAUGGUGGAGUCACGACCUCUACAACCUACGGAUGCACUGGAUCUACCUGGACGACUAUGCAGAAGUUAUCAUGAAAUGGCUACAGGACUCCGCCGUGACCAAGAACAUUUCACAGGAGCAUAGACAAUGGAUUAAGAGUCUGAGUUCGAAGUCGCACCUUGAUGCAGACCUGCUCGAGCAUGUGGGCAAGGUCGUCGCUCAUAAAUGGCUUCAUGCCUACCCAUGGGAUAAAUGGGAUUUUGUGGGCUUUUUCAUGGUUAUACGGGGGUAUAUGACAAAGAUCAAGAAUCGCACAAACCCAAGCACUGCACGAGCACUUCAAGAUCCACAUCCGGACACAAUACCAGUUUCCGACAUUCUGGACGCCGCAGAAUGGGCGCAGGCUCAGAUUGGUCUAAGGGAACUGGGUUAUGAGGAGACCUACAACCUUGCACGAACUCUGCGGGAGUGGCAGAAGUAUCAGGAGGCCAUUGAGCAAUUCAAACACGCAUCAACGUUAGCAGAGGAAAAUUGGCUAUCGCAGUACGGCCUUGCGACAUGCUAUGCUAGCAACGGUAAUCUCAAAGUUGCCAUCGACAUAUUAGAGGCCACAAUGAAGAGAAUCAGGGACGGAGACUUCGGAAAUUUCAAAGUGACUGAUAUAUAUCUGCUGUCCAUGAGUGACGAACUGGCAAGAUGGUACAAGAGCAUCGGGCGAGACGAAGUUGCAUUGGCAAUAUAUCGGAAGCAGCUGAAUGCCGACCUCUCUGAUUAUCAGACUGCGUUUAACCUGAUACAGCUGCUGCACCAGCAGGCGAAGUACACGGACUUGGUGAAAUUCCUGCAGUCAUUGAAAAAUGCAAUCGAUCCGGACUCUGGACUUGAUCUGAGAACAAGGAAUGUUCAACGGCACUCACGGAAUCAAUUUUUUAAUGAAGCUCUCUUCGCACUAGCACAGGACGGUGCAGAGUUUAAUCUUGUUCUUGAGAGCUACGAGGAAGCCCUGGUUGCUGUGAGAAAUCAAAUGCUAGAGGCCCGAAAGGCUGACGAUAUUCUAGAGGAGAGACGCGCGCAACUCAACCUGGUAGAAAUCAUGAUGCUGAUUGCCACCCUACGCCAACGGGCCAGCUAUCGUGACCCAAUUCAUGAGAAGUGCGCCGUCGAUCAUUGGACGCACAUCAUGGAAAUGGAUGGCACUCACGACUGGUUUCUUUCAACAAAGCAAGCAUCUGUCCGCUCGGAAUUCGCACUCUUUUGUUUCGAGAAGGCCAUACGAUCUCCAGAUUUGGCGGCGGAGUAUGUCCAGCACCUUGAAAACAUAGUUUCUGAAGUUUCCCUCAGGAACGCAGACGACGUUUACUGGCUCAAACGCAGUCACCCAAGCUGCCUGCUCGCUCGGUACCACAGGCUGCAAGGAAACCACGGUAAAGCCAAGAGCAUCCUUCGGUUCUACGUCAAACUCAAUCUUGAUCUCUUGUCGGAUGACGAUCCACUGAAUGACUGGGAGGCAUAUUUUGGCCUAGCGGUACUUUCCAUGUUUGCGGGUGAUGAAGCAGACGCCCUGGCAGCAUGGUCCUUGAUCACGCCUAGUGGUGUCCCUGAAGCUGAAACACGGUUAGACAACACCAAGAAAAAUCAUCACGAACUUAAGGGCCCGAUGGUUUUUUCUUGCAAUGGUGACUGUGGCACAGAUUGGACGUUUGCCGACAAUUUUAACGUUUGCAAGACUUGCUUCGAUGUCCAGCUCGACCACAAAUGUUUGGACAAACUGCGUGCAGGAACCCUGGAAGUUAAGGUCUGUAACCCGGAACAUGAUAUGCUGCGUGUUCCUGCAUACGAUGCCUCUGAGCACAAGAGGAUGGGCAAAGGAAAUGUCAAAGUUGGUGAAGAUAUUUUGAAGGUGGAGGAAUGGCUUCGGCGGGUUCGCAGGGAUUGGGGACUCGAGGCUGCCUAAAUUGAUUUAUUCAAGGUCACUGAAUUUCUAUGCCUACCAAAGAAAUGUCAAGACAAA